Caenorhabditis remanei is the source of this 1017-nucleotide messenger RNA. RefSeq lists its product as uncharacterized. Gene Ontology annotation, molecular function: electron transfer activity. Bases 1 to 1017 code for a protein of 338 amino acids. Lineage: Eukaryota; Metazoa; Nematoda; Chromadorea; Rhabditida; Rhabditidae. The transcript has 4 exons. Gene Ontology annotation, cellular component: cytosol. The record is from RefSeq and is a predicted model, not a curated record.
AUGGAUAGAUUCGAGAGAGAUUUCGAAGAUUUGGAUGUGACGACGAAGACAAUGGAGAAGACAAUGGAUGGAACUACGGUGUUGAAUGCUCCAAAGUCACAAGUCGAUGCGCUUAUAGCUGAGGCUGCUGAUAAGGCUGGAAUCGAACUCAACCAAGAACUGCCAUCAAACGUGCCAACCGCUCUUCCCACCGGAACCCAAGCCGUCUCCGAAGACAAAGACCUCACAGAACGUCUCGCAGCUCUUCGCAAUAUAUCCCUCGUCGGAGUGAAGCGAGUCGUCGACUACGCCGUCAAAAUCCGUGUGAAACCGGAUCGUUCGGGUGUGGUGACAGAAGGCGUUCAACACAGUAUGAAUCCAUUCGACGAGAUCGCUCUCGAGGAGGCUGUGAAGCUGAAAGAGAAGAAAUUGGCGACUGAAGUGGUCGCCUUCUCUCUCGGAGGCCCAAAAUCUCAGGAAGUUUUGAGAACUGCUCUUGCGAAGGGAGCGGAUAAGGCGAUUCAUGUUCAAGUUUCCGAUGAGGAAGCCUCGAAACUCGAGUCGUUCCAUGUGGCGAAAACGCUGAAGAAAAUCGUCGAAUCGGAGAAAUUCGAUGCGGUAUUCCUUGGGAAACAGGCGAUUGACGAUGACUCGUCACAAACUGCCCCAAUUCUUGCGGGACUUCUAGAUUGGCCACAGGCGCUGUACGCGUCGAAAGUCGAGGAAGGAGGCGAUGGACACAUGAAAGUGACCAGAGAAAUUGAUGGUGGUCUUGAUACUAUCAAGGUGAAGAUUCCAUUCGUCCUGUCGGCUGAUUUGCGUCUCAACGAGCCCCGUUACGCGACUCUUCCGAAUAUAAUGAAGGCGAAGAAGAAGCCAUUGAAGGCUAUUCCAAUCAAGGAUCUCGGAGUGGACAUCAAACCACAGACGGAAACGAUCGAAGUGACUGAACCGCCUGUCCGUCAAGCCGGCGGAUUCGUCGAAGACGUCGCGGCACUCGUCGCCAAACUCAAGGAGAAGGGAUUCGUUAAGGCUUAA